AGGAGCCCGACACGAUCUGUGAUGAAAUCAGUGUAACACAACCAGCUGUUCAUAUGUCAUCUCGAAUUUACCCGACAUCUGACAUGUAUGCUCAUGUAUCAUCUCUUACUCAGGCACAUCUGGUCACUUCGCAGCGCAUCCGAGCAGCAGGGUGAAGGACAGCCGCUGCGCUCCCUCCGCCCUCAAUCACCCUCCGCUAUUGGCCAGCGCGCACCGGCUUCAUUAUUCCAGUCUCACGGAUGCGCGAGACACUCACUCAGCGCGCGGAUGAGAGAGACUCACGCAGAACUUCGGGUUUAUCGCUACGGGAGGGACCUGUUACUGAAGCCACGGGAACGCACGUCACAUGCAUGAGAGCGGCACAUGCGAGCGGCUCCCCGGUUUAGUUGGGGACGCAGGAGAGAAGCGCAGUGAUGAUGGGACGCUUUGGGAAGAAGGGACGAUACUCUUGCUUUGGCUUCCUCGCGGUCCUGGUUCUCCUGCUGCCCUAUGCGAUGGCUAGAGGGUCACGUGAUGGUCUCUCAGCGAUGUCUGGAACUCUGCCUCACUUUCUGCAGGAGCCCGAUGAUGCAUACAUCGUCAAGAGCAACCCCAUCAAACUACAUUGCCGUGCCCGGCCCGCCCUCCAGAUAUUCUUUAAAUGCAAUGGGGAGUGGGUCCAUCAGAACCAGCACACUUCCUUGGAGCACACCGAACUAGGAACCGGGCUGAAGAUCCGUGAAGUGAUGAUAAAUGUGUCCAGACAGCAGGUGGAGGACUUUCAUGGACCAGAGGACUACUGGUGUCUUUGUGUGGCCUGGAGUCAUCUGGGCACCUCCAAGAGUCGCAAAGCCACCGUCCGCAUUGCAUACCUGAGGAAGAAUUUCGAACAGGAGCCACAGGGGUUGGAGGUGCCGAUCAAUGGCAUGAUCGUUCUACACUGCCGCCCACCCGAGGGAGUGCCUGCAGCUGAGGUUGAGUGGCUGAAGAACGAAGAGCUGGUGAGUUCUCUUGACGACGUCAAUAUCGACACUAGAGCUGACCACAACUUGAUCAUCAAUGAAGCAAGGCUGUCCGACUCUGGAAAUUACACCUGCCUGGCCAGCAACAUUGUUGCUAGGAGGCGUAGUGCAACGGCAACAGUCAUUGUGUUUGUGAAUGGAGGGUGGUCAUCCUGGACGGACUGGUCCGAGUGUAACGUCCGCUGUGGAAGAGGAGUUCAGAAGCGAACACGAACCUGCACUAACCCCGCUCCGCUUAAUGGAGGGGCUUUCUGCGAGGGAAUGUCUGUACAAAAGAGCACCUGCACCUCUCCCUGCCCAGUGGACGGUGGCUGGGCCGAGUGGACUAUGUGGUCUGUGUGUAGUUCUGAAUGUGAGAGGCAACGCACUAGAGAGUGUACAGACCCGGAGCCAAAACAUGGUGGCAGGCUAUGUGAUGGAGCUGCCCUAGACACGGACAACUGCACUGGAGACUUCUGCAUUCAAGACAGGAAGCUGCUCCAUGAUGUGAAGGUUCCGCAAGCUGAAAUGGAGAGCAAUAACGAUGUGGCGCUCUACUCUGGUUUGGCUGCUGGCGUAGUUACCGUCGUUGUGCUGGUCAUCGCUGUAACGCUGUACAGGCGGAAUCAGAGCGAGUAUGGUGUUGAUGUCAUUGACUCGUCUGCGCUGACCGGAGGAUUUCAGUCCUUCAGCUUCAAAAGUGCCAGGCAAGGAAACCCUCUGUUAAUGAACUCCUCCAUGCAGCCAGACCUGACCGUGUCACGGACCUACACCAGCCCCAUCUGUUUCCCUGAUUCCAUGGAGAAGGAGCUCAUCCCUGAACCUGCACUCUUUGACCCCCUCCCUGACCUCAAGGUCAAAGUUCACAGCUCCUUCAUGGUGUCCCUGGGUGUGUCCGAGAGGGCGGAAUAUCAUGCAAAAGGUCCUUCCCAAACGUUUCCUCGCGGCGUGGUGCAGGAGAUAGGAGGUGGAGGGGGCACGCUAGGUGGAAGGGGGAAGAAUCAGCUGGCCCCUGUUCAGCCAACGCUGGCCUCUAGUAUGACAACUGGCAAGCGGCCACUCAGAACAAGUGGGGUGUUCGGGCAGGGAGGAGGACGACUGGUGGUGCCCAACGCAGGUGUGAGUUUGCUGGUGCCUCAUGGUGCGAUUGAAGAGGACACAACCUGGGAACUAUACAUGAGCAUUACCCAGCAGGACUCCAGUGCUUUGUCUGAUGAAGGUCAGGAGAUACUUUUGAGUCCUGAGGUAACGUACGGCCCUCCUGGCCUGACCCUUUCCUGCCCUGUUGCCUUGACGAUAGCCCACUGUGCAGAUGUGAGUUCAGAAGACUGGAAUAUCAAGCUUAAGAGACAAACCCAGAACAACAGCUGGGAGGAGGUCAUGACUGUGGAUGAGGAGAGCACUUCUUGUUACUGCCUGUUGGACACUCAGUGCUGCCACCUGUUGGUGGAGAGGCCAGGGUGUUACGCUUUAGUAGGAGAGGCCCUCACACAGGUGGCAGGGAAGAGACUGAGACUGGCUGUGUUUGGAAACAUGGAGCCCAACUUCCUCAACUACAACAUUCGAGUGUACUGCGUAGAUGAUAUGCCCCAUGCCUUUCAGGAGGUGGUAUCCAUGGAGCGGGGUCGAGGAGGACGCCUCCUGGAGGAACCCAAGACCCUGCUCUUCAGAGCGAACUCUUUCAGCCUACAGGUCUCCAUCCAGGACAUCCCCCAGUUCCUCUGGAGCAUCAAACCUUUUACCACCUGCCAGGAAUUCUCCUUCUCUCAGGUGUGGUGCAGUAGACAGUCUCCUCUGCAGUGUGCCUUUUCUCUGGAGCGCUACAGUCCAGCAGCCAAUCAGCUCUCCUGUAAGAUCAGUGUUCGGCAGGUCAAAGGUCAUGAGCAGAUCCUACAGGUCUACACCACCAUUGCUGAGAGUGAAAAAGAUACAGUGCCAUUCUUCACACAAUCAGACUGUACCAUCACCUCCCAGACGGGGUCCAGGGCCUUCAAAAUCCCCCUGUCAAUUCGCCAGCGAAUCUGCGCGACCUUCGACACAGCGAAUGCCAAGGGCAAAGACUGGCAGCUCUUAGCACAGAAACUGCAUAUAGACAGAAACCUGGGUUAUUUUGCUCGCCAGACGAGCCCAUCCGCUGUCAUUCUGAGUUUGUGGGAAGCUCAGCAUCAGGAACGGGGUGAUCUGGACUCUUUGGCCAGCGCUUUGGAGGAAAUUGGCAAAGUUCAGUCUAAACACUCCACCAGCGCGGACACUCUGGACCGUAUCAGCAAAACCAUCCCCUCCAGCGACUCUACCAUGAACCGCAGCAGUGAGGAGCUAGACACGAACCACACCUAAGAACAGUUUCCUUGGAAAUGAAGACUAAAACACUGUCCUUAUCAGAGAUAAGAGGGUUCAACAAAGGGAGAGAGGAGGCGGCACUUGAGGUUGCCCAGCCCAGCAAAAAGUUGCUCCUCCCUCUCCUUGACUGAUAAAAACAGGGUGUUAAAGAUGGGUUGUGACCAAAUAGACAAGCUUCAGUGAUUCACAGAAACUCAAACACACACAUGCACACAGUAUUCCUAUCAAGUACCCUUAAAUUCAUCAGAACAAACUGACUUAUACACUAAGACUGUCUGAUGAAAAUUUGCAGCUAAAGAUUGUGGGUAUGCUUUCGCGAUCAUUUGUUUCCAUAAAGGCAAACUGAGGAAGUUCAACAGCCUAAAUGUUGACUUGAGACCACAGACCAGGCUGCCUCGAUGCUUCAGAGUGUUGAAGAAUGUGUCGUCGUUUUUGUGGGACACUUUUAUUUUGCGUCUUUCCACAACGGUUGUCUGCAUUUCUGAGUAACUUUCUGAUUGCAAAUAGAUUAAAAAAAAAAUCUGUACUAUUGAAUACUAUUAAAGCCUGUUGGAUAGCAAAACCAGUGUAAACUGAGAGAUGUACUCAAAGAUAACCAAAACAAAAUGUUGUUAUACACCAUUUACUUUUGCAGCCUAACAAAAUAUAUAAUUAUUAUUAUUGUUAUUUUUUGUCUGAAGGAAGAAAUAUAAAAAAAAGAAAGCAGAAAAGGACUAAUGCUUAAUGAGAAAGUGUGAUUUGAGGUAAGGAAUAUGAUUAUAAAUUUAAAGGGACAGUUCACCUAAAAAAAAUCAAAAUUCAAAGUCAUAAAAGUAGUGUAUGUAACCUGUGCACUGUAUACUAAAGCCAUAUGAUAGCUUCACAUGAGAAACAGACUGAAUUAAAAGGUUUAGGGUCCUUUCGAAGGCUUGAAAUCUCCAGACCCGUUCACUUUUAUGUUAAAAAAGAGCAACAAGUGCGUUAUUUAAUUUUUUUUUAUUUAUUUAUUUAUUUUAUUUCUCACAAGAAAGAAACUGGAAGAACAAUAGGGUGAGAAAAAGAUGACAGAAUUGUAAUUUUUGGGUGAACUAUCCCUUUAAAUGUGACCAAGCUGACUGCUGAUUGGUCAGAAUCCUUCUCUAUCAGCUGUCUCUCAAAAUGACAAAUGAUGGACAGCUGUGUGUAAACUCAUCAGAUAACCCAGUAAAAAUCCAUCAAACAUA
Messenger RNA from Ctenopharyngodon idella (grass carp), 4522 nucleotides. It is a transcript of the gene unc5da, whose product is annotated as unc-5 netrin receptor Da. The coding region runs from base 414 to 3317 and encodes 967 amino acids. Gene Ontology annotation, biological process: netrin-activated signaling pathway. Gene Ontology annotation, cellular component: membrane. The transcript is spliced from 17 exons. Gene Ontology annotation, molecular function: protein binding; netrin receptor activity. Lineage: Eukaryota; Metazoa; Chordata; Actinopteri; Cypriniformes; Xenocyprididae. The record is from RefSeq and is a predicted model, not a curated record.